Symbiodinium pilosum is the source of this 399-nucleotide messenger RNA. The record is from the annotation of a GenBank genome assembly. Lineage: Eukaryota; Dinophyceae; Suessiales; Symbiodiniaceae.
GAUCUAAACCCAGCUUCCAUCCACUGGCUACGCAAAAGCGUUCAGCUGAACAAGCUCCCCAACGUCCAGGAGCUCGAAGAGUUUCCCGACUUUGGUGAAGACUUCACAGCUCCCUCAAUGGGCUCGCUGUUGGUGAUCCAUGCCCCCGGCGAUGCUCGGAAGUUCAUCCCUGGCCUCUUCCAGAAGCGGCAUCCGGUAACGCAUGCAGUUUUCAACCUCCCAGCGGCCGGCGUGGAACUUCUCGAUUGCUUCCGGGGUCUGGACUACGUGGCGGCCGAACUGCCAGCACCGCUCGUUUGCUGCUACACGUUUAGCGAUGCUUCAGUUGAUUCUGCGGGUAGCGACGGUUGUGUUGCCGACCUGCUUGUGCGGCUAGCAGCCUCUCUGAGUGUACCGGUG